Menidia menidia (Atlantic silverside) is the source of this 1320-nucleotide messenger RNA. Lineage: Eukaryota; Metazoa; Chordata; Actinopteri; Atheriniformes; Atherinopsidae. The record is from the annotation of a GenBank genome assembly.
AUGAAGAAGCUUUUUGAAGACUUCAAAAAGGACAUUAAAUUUAAAACUGCGGGGCCCGGGAAGAAGCUAACCGAAGAAACCAGCUCCAGGCCGGAGGUGGUGCAGAGCGGCUCCAGCGCCAAACACAACCGCCAUGCCCCCAGUGAGGGAGCCCAGAGGGCCGGGGCCGCGGCCCUGGCCAGGAUUGACCAGCACCAGCGGCCCAAGGUGCACACCUCCCAGGACGCCAUCAGGAGCCAGGUGAAAAAAGAGCUGGAGGCGGAGAAGGCUGCACUGGCUGAGAAAGAGAAGGCAGUGACCCCAGAGGGAUCCACAGUGCCAGUAAAAGAUCCCGCCUGCCUCUCUGUGUCUGGCGUUUAUUUCACCUGUCCGCUCACUGGAGCCACGCUGACUAAGAGUGAGCGGGAGGCGCACAUCAAAGAGGCCAUUUUCAUGCGGUUUGAGGAGGAUGCAGUUGAGGCUUCUGUCAUGAUGAUUCACACAUUUAACAAAGACAGAGAGAAAGUGAAGGCGGCUGUGGACAUCAUCAAUAAGUAUGUAGAAAACAUAUGCAAGAACCCCUCGGAAGAGAAGUACAGGAAGAUUAAACUGAGCAACAAAGUCUACCAGGAGAAAGUUCGUUCUGUGGAAGGCAGCCGAGAGUUUCUCCAAGCUCUGGGCUUCAUUAGUGUUAUGCUGCCUGUGGAGGGCCAAGAAGAAGAAGAGGAGUUCCUGGUGUUGCCAGAGCACAGCCCCGAUGCCCUGGAGCUGAUGAAGGAGCGGAGGGACCGGCUGCAGCGGGGGGAGCCGGUCAGGGCUCAGCUGGAGCGCCAGCCCCAAGCCUUCCGGCCCUCCGGCCACGCCCAGCGCUUCGAGCUGCCGCCCGACUUCUACAACCUGACGGCCGAGGAGCUGAAGAAGGAGCAGCAGCAGAGGAGUGAGCUGGUGGAGAAGAACGCCAUGCUGCGCACCAAAGCCAUGAGGGAGAAGGAGGAGCAGCGGGAGAGGAGGAAGUACAACUACACCCUGCUCAGGGUGCGGCUGCCCGACGGCAACCUGCUGCAAGGCACCUUCUACGCCUGGGACCGGCUGCCCGUGCUCUUCUCGUUUGUGAGGGAGUCGCUGGUGGACGGCUGGCAGCCCUUCGAGCUCAUCGCUCCCGGGGGGCAAAAACUGCAGGAGUCUGAGGAGGUCGCCCUGGCAGAGUGUAACUUGGUCCCUGCCGCCCUGCUCACCUUCUCCUGGGAUGCAGCGGUGCAGGCGGACAUCGCGGCGGCUGGCGGGAAGAGCCCCACCCUCCUCAAACCAGAGCUCCUGGAACACAUUCAGACGCUGAGCUGA